Molecule: messenger RNA, 1334 nt
Organism: Cricetulus griseus (Chinese hamster)
Lineage: Eukaryota; Metazoa; Chordata; Mammalia; Rodentia; Cricetidae
Source: RefSeq, a predicted model, not a curated record
AUGGACACCGACCUUCCAGUCCCCCUGUCUCCGGGCUUUCUCAAAGUAACCAGGGUACGUGCUCAAGUCUGCCCCAGGAUGUGCGCCCCUAACUUGCCCCUUCGCAACUCGGAACCCAGUGCGAGAGGCGAGCGGGGCUGGCCCUCCUGGUCCGCCCUUCGCGGGAUCUCCUUUGCAGGGCCGCCAGCGGGUAAGCAGUGCCGUGGUGACUGCGAGUUGGGCCUCUGGAGCCCCACGGCUGCCGAGGCACCGCCCAAGAAGUUCCAAGCAGUGUCAGGUUUCAGUAGAACUGGUUUCAUUUCCCAGUUCCAGGACUGUCCUUGCUGGGCCAGGCAAUUCCAAAUGAAAGCUGUAGGAGUUGUUGGGGGUGGUUUACUUCUACUGGCAGUUAAGUUCUGUUAUGUGUUUACCUGUACAGGAGCCGAGGGUCUUGGCCCUGAAUUUUGUAUUCCAGAAAUCCCCAGAAACUACCUAGACAAAAAAGAUAUUAUAAAGGCACCAAAAAGCAGACAGAAUGGCACAUUGCUAGUGUUUGACCCAAAGGAAAAAGUGAUGAUUGGCCCAAAUAAAUCACUGUCACAAAAAUGCUGCUUUGUACGAAGACCGAGAUUGGCGAGCAAGCUUUAUAGUUCCCCAACACAGAUCUCCCUGGGUGUGGCUAAUAAGUUCUCAGCAAAAAAAGAAGCCUCUUCAAAGAAGAUGGAAGAUAAAGUCUCUUUUAAAAGUACUGAAAACAGACCAUCUUCCAGGAGUAUUAAAAAAAAGGAUGUCUUAACAAGUUGGCAGUCUGACCUGUGGUCAUCUUCCUUCCUAACAGAAAUUGCAGGGGAAGCAGGCAAGGAUGCAAUCCUUGGGAAGCAAGAUAAAAGUAGUGAGUAUUUCCUUGAGGACAUUGAGGAGAAGCUGUCGGAUUCAACAGACGGCGAUGGUGAUGAUGACACAAAUGAUGAUGAUGACGAAGGCCCCACUAAAAAGGAGACCCGUGCCCCACUAGAGUUAAUGGCAGAAUUCCUGAGAGCAGAAAUGGGCCGAGACUACCAGCUGGCCAAAAAGCUAUGUCAGAUGAUCCUAAUCUAUGAACCAGAAAAUCCUGUGGCCAAGGAAUUUUUCUCACUUAUUGAAGAAAUAUUGCUGAAAGAGAAAGCACAGAAACAUGAGGAAGAUGACGAGGACAGUGAAGAGGACACUAGUAGUGAGAGUGAAGCAGAAAGCAGUGAGGACGCGAGUGAUGACAGCUCCGACGAAUGUGAAGAUGGGUCCUGAAGGUCUCUGCUGUGGAGAAUUAUUUUCAAGAGUGUAUGCCAUGCAAAUGCAAAUAUAAGGAAGAGAGCUUC